This is a messenger RNA of Periophthalmus magnuspinnatus, 414 nucleotides long. RefSeq names its product agouti related neuropeptide (gene agrp). The record is from RefSeq and is a predicted model, not a curated record. The transcript is spliced from 3 exons. NCBI's taxonomy places the organism in Eukaryota, Metazoa, Chordata, Actinopteri, Gobiiformes, Gobiidae. Gene Ontology annotation, biological process: neuropeptide signaling pathway; adult feeding behavior; positive regulation of feeding behavior. The coding region runs from base 1 to 414 and encodes 137 amino acids. Gene Ontology annotation, molecular function: type 1 melanocortin receptor binding; neuropeptide hormone activity. Gene Ontology annotation, cellular component: extracellular region.
AUGCAGAGGUGGUUCCUGCUCCUGUGCUCUCUGUCUCUGCUUAGGCUCAGCUCAGCUCUGGUCCAGAACCUCCAGUUGGACCCAGGUCCAGGGGGAGCCCGCCUUGUACAUCCUCCCUUUCUCUCAGAUGAUGAGCGAGAGCCAGCCCCUCUGUCUGUGGACCUCCCUGAUGACCCCAUAGAAGACCACUUCCUCCUGGACACUGGCUCCUACGAUGAGGACCCAAGCACCUCCAUGCAGCUCUCUGGACGCUCCAUGCGAGGUCCUCGGCGUUGUAUCCUCCAUAAGCAGUCGUGUCUGGGGGUUCCCAAACUGCCGUGCUGCGACCCGUGUGACCAGUGCUACUGCCGUUUCUUCAACGCCUUUUGCUACUGUCGACGAGUGGGCCAUGCCUGCUCGCCACGCAGUCCCUGA